Molecule: messenger RNA, 2451 nt
Organism: Bactrocera oleae (olive fruit fly)
Lineage: Eukaryota; Metazoa; Arthropoda; Insecta; Diptera; Tephritidae
Product: probable cyclin-dependent serine/threonine-protein kinase DDB_G0292550
Source: RefSeq, a predicted model, not a curated record
AUGUAAUAACAUCAGAGAAUGUAAAAUAUAAUCUACAUUCUCUGAUAAUAUCAAUAAUACAUUGAGGCGAUAUCUCAGCGACAUCUAGCUCUUAUUUUGGUAUAUCAAAAUGACAUUUGGAAGUUGACAAGUAACUGCAGUGGGGGUUGAAAAAAUCAAAACCACUGAAAACCAAAUAAAACGCAUCUGACUUGUCUUGUUACAAGACCAACAACAACUAUUACAAAAACAAUAUUGAAAGUAACUAAAAGGGUGGUGGUGGGCUGGUUUUGAACAUACGUGCAGUAAACAAGCGUUCAACUGUCACCGAUAAAACAAAACCGAGUUCGAGUUUAUUCGUUUCAAGCGCAGCAGUGAUUGGGGUUGAGAGUGGCUGUGACGGCGACGAGAAAAGCUAAGCCAAAAAUAGGAAUAACUUGACGUGCAAACACAGACCAAAGCGUGAGCUAAACAAAUUGGAACAGAGGAGCAGCUACUCAGGAUUCACAGCGGUCACAGCAGAUGUGUUGUUGUGCUCAUAGUGUGCAGUUCAAUAAGUGUAAUUUAAUAUUAGCACCAUAUUAGUGCCGGGCUGUUAAAUCAGCAUUUUGAAAAUAGUGUUUGUAUUUUAGUGUGUGCGUUAAGCUCCAAACGCUGGCGAAGCGUUUGUACAAAUAUUUCAUCAACAAGAUAACGCACAAAUAGAGUCACAACAACCAGCGGAAAAGUAAGCGACAGCAAAAACAUAAAUCAACGCUUUUACUAGCGUUGAAUGUGACAAAAUACGCUAACGGUAGUGGCCAACUACUAAAGGAAGAGGAAAUAUUGCGCACAACACAAAAACUGCUACAACUGCUUCAAAACGUCUCACAAAAAGCGCAUGAAGAUGGAGAAGACUCCCCGCUACACGCAACGGGAGCGCAACAUGGUGCUGGGCUUCGCCGCUCAAUACAAAGAUGUCAUCGAGAAUAAACGCACUGACGCCGAGUCGAAUCGCAAGAAGGACGAAGUGUGGCGCCAAAUAGCAAAGGAGUUCAAUGCGCGCGUCUAUCAUCAGCGCUCCUCCAAGCAAUUACGUCAGCUGUACAAAAACAUGAAAUUGCUGCUGAAGAAGGAUCUCUGCGGCGAGGGCAAAGGCAAUCGCACAUUCAUGGAUCUGCUGAAUACGCUGUCGCAACAGGAAUCCGUCGCACAAUACAUAUCCGAACAGAUGUCGCCGAAUGGUGGCAGCGGCAUUGGCAAUGGCGGCUACGGCAGUAAUCGACAGCACAAAUACGACGAUGACUACGAUGACUCAAAGAAUCCCUUUCCACAACUUGCCGCGCUCGGCUAUGAUGGCAUGGACCCCGAUGUCAUUGUCAUUAAAUCGGAGGACAUCAGCGAUAAUGAUCAGUCACAGCCGCCUGAGGAUAUGGACGAUGACGAUGGUGACUGUCUGAGUUCCAAAGAUAUACCCGAGGUUUGUUUAGAGGAGGAAGAUGAUGAGAUUUUCGCCACUGACUUGCGUCAUUCUACGCCUGUACAAUCGACGCAUGCGUCACACCGCGCCUCCUUCAACUCAAAUGGACCGCAUCAGCAGCAAAAUUCCACACAACAGCCAGAAGUGACAAUACAAAAUGUCGGCGGCAUACGCGUCGGCAGCAUUGGCAGCUUGGCGAAUCUCAAGGCGCUGCAGAAUGGCGGCAGCAAUUCUGCGCUGAAUAUACCAAACAGCAGUAAUAACGGUAAUAAUGGCCACGGAAAUGGUCAUGGCGCACAUAAUGCUGGUCGCCACACGCCCAGCACGCGCCACCAGGUAAGCGCCGAGCAGCAAGCAGCACAGCAGCUGCUGCUCAACGGCCUCGGCUUGAGUGCCGUGCAUCCGGCAGAGCCGCCAUUGCCGCAACUGCAACGCGCCACGCACGCCGCUAAUAGCAAUAGCAACAACAAUCUUAUCAAUAGUACAAAUCAGCUGUUGCUGAGCUUGAAUGCGAACGCUGGCUACGCCGGCCUGCAGAAGAACAGUCACGCUCAUGGUCACGGUCACAGCCAUCACCAGCACAACGGGCAUGGUCAUGGCGGCAGCGGUGCUGGCGGCGGCCUGCACAAUCACAGCAACAGCAGCAGUGGCAGCAGCAGCGGCAUCGGCGGCACACACAAUGUCAACAAUCGCAACAAUGACUACCUCAUGUCGCUGGCGAUCAAGGAGCGCGAACGGAAGAUUGACCUGUUGAAUGCGCAGAUCGAUUAUUGGAAGACUCUAACGAAGAAGUUGGACUCGAAUGCUGCGCAUAAUCCGACGCCCGCCUGCAUGUGCCACUUUCCCGGCAAAGUGAAUGGUCUGCAGACGCCGACAAGUAGCAGCUAGUCCGACACGGACUUGGAGGAGGUGGAGGAGGAGCAAGCGGACGGCGUAUGCGGUAUGAUUGAAAAUGAUGCGGCCGCUUUGGUGCUUGGCGCGCAAGCAUUGCGGAAAGACGACGUUGUGCCUGA